Messenger RNA from Choloepus didactylus (southern two-toed sloth), 622 nucleotides. It is a transcript of the gene TRMT112, whose product is annotated as tRNA methyltransferase subunit 11-2. NCBI's taxonomy places the organism in Eukaryota, Metazoa, Chordata, Mammalia, Pilosa, Megalonychidae. Gene Ontology annotation, biological process: tRNA methylation; peptidyl-glutamine methylation; rRNA (guanine-N7)-methylation. Gene Ontology annotation, molecular function: protein heterodimerization activity. Bases 74 to 451 code for a protein of 125 amino acids. The transcript is spliced from 4 exons. The record is from RefSeq and is a predicted model, not a curated record.
CGCCCCGGAAGUGGGGCUAGCGGCGUGGCAGCUUCUUUCCGGUUCCUGCCUGGCGAGGACGCUUAGCGGCGACAUGAAGUUGCUCACCCACAACUUGCUGAGCUCGCACGUGCGGGGGGUGGGUCCCCGUGGCUUCCCCUUGCGGCUCCAGGCCACCGAGGUCCGUAUCAACCCCGUGGAGUUCAACCCCGACUUCGUGGCGCGUAUGAUACCCAAGGUGGAGUGGGCGGCGCUUCUGGAGGCGGCUGAUACCCUGCAUCUGGUCGAAGUGCCCAAGGGACCGGUUGAGGGGUAUGAGCGGGAUGAGACAUUUCUGAGGAAGAUGCACCACGUGUUGCUGGAGGUGGAUGUGUUGGAGGGCACUCUGCAAUGCCCAGAGUCUGGACGUCUGUUCCCCAUCAGCCGCGGGAUCCCCAACAUGCUGCUGAGCGAAGAGGAAACCGAGUCCUAACUAUGCCAGGCCCCAGCUGAUCAUUCUGUGACCGUGUAUAAUCAUUAUGUUUCUGUGCAUUAACGGUCAACGUUCAUCACCACUCCUCCACCGAAUGACACACUGAACGUACUGUGUUCUUGAGCUUGAUAUCAUAUAUAUUUUUUUCUCAUUAAAGUUUCAAAACCAAAA